Molecule: messenger RNA, 1343 nt
Organism: Lytechinus variegatus (green sea urchin)
Lineage: Eukaryota; Metazoa; Echinodermata; Echinoidea; Temnopleuroida; Toxopneustidae
Product: galactosylceramide sulfotransferase-like
Exons: 3
Coding region: 1-1311 (436 amino acids)
Biological process (GO): glycolipid biosynthetic process
Cellular component (GO): membrane
Molecular function (GO): galactosylceramide sulfotransferase activity
Source: RefSeq, a predicted model, not a curated record
AUGGAUGAGAAAGUGUGUCGGACUGCGCUUGGAUUUUUGACAAUUUUGUCAGUAAUUAUCAUCUUGGUGAACAAAACACAGAAGAAUGGAAUCGAAGAUUACUAUCCGGCUACGCGAAUCUACUAUCCGAUUAUCCGACAGAGGUAUUUGGAAGCAAAUGCGUCACAAUCCACUAAACCGAGAUCGCAUUGUGACGUCAUCAAGCAUGUUGUGUACAUCAAAACUCAUAAGACCGGGUCCACCACGCUUGAAACUCUCUUCAACCGGUUUGGUUUCUACCAUAAUUCAUCUUUUAUCUUCAAUAAAAAUGGAGCUUUGGGGCAUUUCAGAACAAUGGACUUACGAAAAGCUGACGUGGUCAAGAUGUUACUCCCACCUCUCGGAGUAAAAGAAGGAGACUACGCGAGAUAUAAGAAUUACGACACAAGUGCGAUUCACGUACGAUUUUAUCGCGAUGUCUUAGAUCAGUUCAUGGCCAAUGGCACGCGUUAUGUUUCGAGCGUUCGCGAUCCCGCCGACCAAUGGAUUUCAGCAUAUUAUCAUUUUAAUUUCAGGAAACCAAUUUCUGACUUCGCCAAAGAUCGUUUCCAGAUGAUUACAGUAAAUGGUUCCCUGAAAUUGCCGUUUGAUAAGAACAAUUCUACUCUCGAUGCAGUGAACGAAUUUCUCCGACAGCCACAAAUAUACAUUAAUGCGUUGAAAAAGAGAGGGGACGUGAUUUGGCAUUUUGCGCACAACAGCCAAACUUUUGAUCUAAGCACCGAUCUGAAUUUGAUGCAGCGGGACAACGAAACGCUUGUUAAUAUGACACUCGAUCGACUAGUCGAUGAACUGGACUUCGUUAUCGUAAACGAAUACUUUGACGAAUCCUUGCUCGUCAUGAAGAAAGCAUUUUGCUGGGAUUACAUCGAUAUAUUGUACACUUCACAAAAUAAGCGAAAGAAAAAAGACACGCUGCCGGAGGAAACGCGGGCUAAGAUCCGCGCGUUUAAUCGAGCAGACACGCUCCUUCAUCAGCGCUUCAAUGAAUCUCUGUGGAAAAAGAUCGAGGCUUACGGACCGGAUUUCAAGAAAGACUUGGACCAUUUCAGGCAAAUGUUGAUUGAAGUCAAGUCAGAGUGUUCUGACAAAGGCAAGAUCAAACGAGAUGGAUUUCAUUCUAAGAUAUUAAAUGAAUUAGCCAAAAGAGACGCGACCCAGUUUUGUAACAUAAUGAGAGAGGAUAUUUUUGGCUCAUUCGGGCGAGUCUUUCAUAGACAGAAAUCAGACCUUCGCUCCUUCAAGGACAAGUCCACCCCAACAAAAAGUUGAUUUGAAUGAAAAAAGAAAAAUUCAACAAGCGU